CUCAUGACGCCACUUCCCCGCUAAAGGAGGCGCCGCAGCGCGCUAAUGCAGACCGCCCGGCCGCCCUGCACAACCGGACCGCCGGCCUUCAUUCCUCCGCUAGCAGCGCGCUGAUCCGGGGGUUCGGGCUUUUUACCGGGAGCGAGGCGAUACUGACCCGCGUGCAGAAUGAUGAAGAACGGGCACCAUCAGGCGGGGAAGCCCGGGGAGGACGCGGAGGCGAGCCCGGUCGCGGUCGCCUGCAGCCCGGAGAAGAGGCGGAGGAUCGUCCGCGUGUGGUGUGAUGGAUGCUACGACAUGGUGCAUUAUGGACAUUCCAACCAGCUACGACAAGCCAAGGCUAUGGGGGAUUACCUUAUUGUAGGAGUGCAUACAGACGAAGAGAUCUCAAAGCACAAAGGCCCCCCGGUCUUCACACAGGCUGAGCGCUAUAAGAUGGUGCGGGCCAUCAAGUGGGUGGAUGAGAUAGUGGAGGGCGCCCCCUACGUCACCACCCUGGAAACUCUGGACAAGUAUACCUCUGACUUCUGCGUACACGGAGAUGACAUCACUCUGACCGUGGAUGGGAAGGACACAUAUGAAGAGGUGAAAAAGUCAGGCAGAUACAGGGAGUGUAAGAGAACUCAGGGCGUGUCCACCACAGACCUGGUCGGCCGGAUGCUCCUAAUGACCAAAGCUCAUCACAGCAACAUAGGCAAUUCAGAAUAUCAGCAACACACAGACAACUUUGGGAGGGGGCCGAAGGGACACAGUCCGUGGACGGGGGUGUCUCAGUUUCUGCAGACCUCUCAAAAAAUCAUCCAGUUCGCCUCGGGGAAAGAGCCGCAGCCUGGAGAUACCAUCAUAUACGUGGCUGGAGCCUUCGACCUCUUCCAUAUUGGUCAUGUGGAUUUCUUGGAGGCGGUGUACAAGCUCUCUGAUAAGCCAUAUGUAAUUGUUGGGCUACAUUUUGAUCAGGAGGUGAAUCGGUACAAAGGGAAGAAUUAUCCCAUCAUGAAUGUCCACGAAAGAACACUCAGUGUUCUGGCCUGUAGGUAUGUCUCAGAGGUGGUGAUUGGAGCGCCGUACACUGUUUCAAAAGAUUUGCUGGAUCAUUUCAAGGUGGAUCUUGUUUGUCAUGGGAAGACUGAGGUGUUUCCAGACAGAGAUGGAUCAGACCCAUAUACUGUACCCAGGAGGAAAGGGAUUCUGCGGAUCGUGGACAGCGGGAACAGCCUCACCACUGACGACAUCGUACAGAGGAUCAUCAAAAACAGGCUUCUGUUCCAGGCCAGGAACCAGAAGAAGGAGGCUAAAGAGAUGGCGGUGAUUCAGGCUAUGAAGCGUCGAGAGGAGGAGAAGGCUAAAGAGAGAGCGCAGGCGGUGCUGUAGCUCGACGCUCGCUAACGGGAGCUAACCACUGAUCUGAGACUGUCGGGAAAAGAAAAACCUCAUGCAAGUCCUCUUCGCAGUUCACCUUUCUCUCCAACGUGUCCUUAAACACUCUCCGUGAUGCUGGAGCAAAAACCGCUACGAUACCGUACGCCAGAACCACCAGCAGCUGUGACCAACUAACCUUUAGCCCUGCCGAAUCCUGUGUAGCCUAGCCUAGCCUAGCCUAGCCUCGCUAGGGGUCCUGACCACAGGCUCUCCAUCUUUAUCAUUCAGUAGCGCCGUGAAUGUCGAUUAGGUCGUUAGCGACGAGUGCUAGCAAGCACUGUGCAUUGAUCAACUGAUCACACUGGGUUUUACAGCAACGCUUUACAGCUACGUUCAGACUGCCAGCAUGAAUCUGAUUUAUUAGAUUGUACCCAGAUACGUCAGCAAUCUGUACAGAUACCACAGCAACCUAUACACAGAUAGCACAGCAACCCAUACACAGAUAUCACAGAAACCUAACCAUACACAGAUACCACAGCAACCCAUACACAGAUACCACAUUAACCCAUACACAUAUACCACAUUAACCCAUACACAGAUAUCACAGCAACCCAACCAUACACAGAUACCACAGCAACCCAUACACAUAUACCACAUUAACCCAUACACAGAUAUCACAGCAACCCAACCAUACACAGAUACCACAUCAACCCAUACACAUAUACCACAUUAACCCAUACACAGAUAUCACAGAAACCUAACCAUACACAGAUACCACAUUAACCCAUACACAGAUACCACAUUAACCCAUACACAUAUACCACAUUAACCCAUACACAGAUAUCACAGCAACCCAACCAUACACAGAUACCACAGCAACCCAUACACAUAUACCACAUUAACCCAUACACAGAUAUCACAGCAACCCAACCAUACACAGAUACCACAUCAACCCAUACACAGAUACCACAUUAACCCAUACACAUAUACCACAUUAACCCAUACACAGAUAUCACAGCAACCCAACCAUACACAGAUACCACUGCAACCCAUACACAGAUACCACAUUAACCCAUACACAGAUACCACAUUAACCCAUACACAGAUACCACAUCAACCCAUACACAGAUACCACAUCAACCCAUACACAGAUACCACAUUAACCCAUACACAGAUAUCACAGCAACCCAACCAUACACAGAUACCACAGCAACCCAUACACAGAUACCACAUUAACCCAUACACAGAUAUCACAGAAACCCAACCAUACAGAUGCCACAGCAACCCAUGCAAAUACCACAGUAAAACCCGCAGAUACCACAGCAACCCAACCAUACACAGAUACCACAGCAACCCAUACACAGAUACCACAGCAACCCAUACAGAUAUGCAAAUCCGAUAUGAUCUCUUGCAAGUAAUAGUGUAGGCAGUCUCAACAUCUAAACAGAUCUGAUCCAAGAAACAAAUCUGAUUCGCCGGCAGUCUGAACGUAGACCAACGAGACUUAAGUGAAUUAUUGUCUUCUAGUCAGGUCUGUCAAUCAUCUCACUGGACUGAGUUAAUUAGAGAAAGGAAGAGAGUGAAGGAAAGGAGGAAUGGAGGACAGGAGGACUGUCCAUAGGGUUCGUCCACCUCAAGACCUCAGUCGCUCUCGCGGCUCUCAGGACUCCGGGAGUCGCUCUCGCGCACCGACGGCUACAGAUACAGCUCACACUCCGGACCUGUCCUCACACCACUUACCGUGAUUUUAUGUAUUGUGUAAAUAUGUAUUGUAUGUAACAUGACUGAUCUCUAUAUCUACAGUAUAUAUAACGAGUUAAAGGAGCGAUGCUGGUAGGACUUUUAUUCUGUGUAUGAACCUCUGUAACGAAGUUUAGAUUGUUAUUUAAAUGAGGAGAGUGCAUUUUAGAGUUAGUAGUGUCCAAUAACAUUUGAGGAAAUGACUUUUUAAUCACAGCUCUUCUAAUGGCACAAUGGACGUGAUGCCGGCGGGUCAGGGACGGGUCUCAGGAUGGCGCUGGUGUUAGCAUUGUCUUUAUCUGUCUUACUUAUUGAAAUGUCUCUACCAGAAGAUUCCUUUGCCUUUUCCCAGGUACUAAUGGCCUAAUGGUCUUAAUGGUCUUAAUGGUUUUACAGUUAAUUUCUCUAAAUUGCAUCAGAAUUACAUUUCACAAAACUGUUUGUCUCUUGUGCACAUUUUUAAAAAACGCCCAAUUUUCUCCCAAAUUUUGCUGAGCCAAUUAACCCAACCCCUAAACUAGGACCUCCCCUAUUAAUAGUGAUGUUUCUUAAGGCCAAUUUAUACUUCUGCGUCAAACACCAUACACCAUAGCAUAACCAAAAGUAUAAGCGCUAGCAGCUGCGUAGGGCGCUCGCACAGGAAAAUAAUGAACUAUAAUUAACAAUAAUGAAAAAAAUUAAUUAAUAAAAUGUUUGUUUAAAUUCUCCCUUGUCUCUCUGUCUGCCCGUUUUUGGUCUCCACAUCUCCUUGUUUUUUCCUGACCGUGUCCCAAUUCAUUAGCCGGGGCAGCGAUAGUGUAUUGGAGCGCGACCCUGACGACACGGGUUUGAUCUCUUUUUUUUUUUAUUCCUUUCUUCUUGGGUUUACCUGCUUUGAGACCAACUGUUCUACAAUUUGGUUCAACAACCCUCUGGGCUGGAGAGCUACUAGUCUGUAUUCACUAUAAAUGAAUAAAUGCUAGCAGCUGCGCCAUAAGCAAUGCGCUAACUCGAUGCAGAAGUAUAAAUGCUAGCAGCUGCGUAUGAUGUUUGCACAGGCUAAUAUGAACAAAAAAUCUGAAAUUACCCCUAAAAAGCAUAAAGUUAAAGGUGACACACACUGUUUUUUUUAGUUUUUUACCAUUUUAGAGCUAGAAACUAAAAGGAGUACCUUGCAAAAAGUAGGGGAACCUAAGCAGAUUCAAUUAAUCAACAGUUUUUACAGAGGUCUCAGACUUUAAAGGAGAAAUCUGGUGUGAAAUGGACUUGUUGUAUGUUAAAACACAAUAACAAGUACAAACUUUAGUCAAAUAGACCACCUCCGUUCACCCCGAGCUUUUCAAUAUACAGCGUUUAUUAAGGCCAAGUAUAACCUUUCCUAUUAAUAGUGAUGUUUCUUAAGGCCAAUUUAUACUUCUGCGUUAAACACCAUAGCAUAACCAAAAGUAUAAAUGCUAGCAACUGCGUAGGGCGCUCGCACAGGCUACACCAUAGACCAGGGGUCAGCAAUAGACGCGCUCGGGCCAGAUGUUGGCCGCAAGCAUAAAACAUCUGGCCCGUGAGGUUGUUUAAACUAUAAUAAACAAAAAUAAUGAAAAAAAAAAAAUUAUAAAAAGCUUCUCUGGCGAGCUUUUGUUUACAUGUCUCCCCUGUUCCACCUGUUCUUGGGCUCCCGAUCUCCUUAUAAGGGCGUUUGUUUUUUCCAGGCCCUGUCCCAAUUCACCAGCUGGGGCAGCGAUAGUGUAUUGGACCACGACCCUGACGGCACGGGUUCGAUCCUGCGUGAGGAGCGAUGUGUUUUUUGUUUUUGUUUUUUUUUUAAUUCCUUUCUUCUUGGGUUUACCUGCUUUGAGAUCAACUGUUUUACAAUUUGGUUCAACAACCCUCUGGGCUGGAGAGCUACUAGUCUGUAUAAAUGGAUAAAUGCUAGUAGCUGCGUAGGGCGCUCGCACAGGCUACGGCAUAAGCAAUGCGCUAACUUGAUGCAGGAGUAUAAAUUGGCCUUUACACUAUGAAGGUAAAGUCAGACUCCGCCUCUUUUUCAACUGCCACCAAACACAGGAAAGCGCUGCAUCCCCUGCUCUGAUACGUCAGAUAACAGAUGCCUGGGAAUAGAGGGUUCAUUUACAGUGGCAUGCAAAAUUUGAGCACCCCGGUCAAAAUACUGUUAUUAUAAACAAAAAAAGACGAAAUUAUCUCUAAAAAGCAUAAAGUUAAAGGUGAAACACACUGUUUUUUAGUUUUGUACCUUAUUGUUGUUAGUAAAGGCCAAGAGAUUCAGAUUUUAAAGCUUUUUAAUUACCCAGACUGCUCUAAUCAAUCAAACAGAUCUGUUGUUGGCUUUUCUACCCUGUUAAAUAUCAGUGUGUGAACAGGCUAAUCCUGAUAGCCCUGUUAAAGAUAAAGAGAUAAAAGGAGCUUCUGCCUGAAGAGUGUGUUCAUUAAACUGUCCCAUUAAACUUCUUUUAUGUCCUUGUAUAUAAAAAUAUUGUAAAAACUGAUUGUUCCAAUAUAUGAUUGUCAAUAACUUCAAAAA
Molecule: messenger RNA, 5614 nt
Organism: Astyanax mexicanus (Mexican tetra)
Lineage: Eukaryota; Metazoa; Chordata; Actinopteri; Characiformes; Acestrorhamphidae
Product: ethanolamine-phosphate cytidylyltransferase
Exons: 13
Coding region: 169-1371 (400 amino acids)
Biological process (GO): phosphatidylethanolamine biosynthetic process
Cellular component (GO): cytoplasm
Molecular function (GO): ethanolamine-phosphate cytidylyltransferase activity
Source: RefSeq, a predicted model, not a curated record